AAAGAAAAACCAAUCCAACGGUCAGGAUUCGCUGCUCCUAGCCACAGAAAGUAACGAUUACAGACUCUGAUUCAUCAUGUCUAGAACAGCAAUCGAAGGAGGAGGAAAAAGCUUUGACCUUAGCGACAGAUUUGUGUUCUCCAACAACAGAAGAUUGAGAAUUCGAUCUUUCAAGGAGCAUCGUGGACUUGUUUUCUUCACCAUUGGAUUUCGAUUACAGUCACAAUCACAUGUCCUAAUUUUUGAUGAUUUACUCUCUGGUUUUGGCAUUGAUAGGUUCUUUAUUCACCACGAAGAAAAACCCACAUCGGAAUUGGCUCGGAUUACUAUGAGGAGGUCACCAAGUGUUGCGUGGAGAACAUCUCAGGCUUCUGCAGAGAAUGAAGAAUUUUGUUUGAGCUCUAUCCGUAUGCAAACACAUGUACACCUCUCGGCUGCUAAUCAGGAACAUCUCAGUGGUUGGGUUAAGUCACGAAGUCUAUGGCAUUUUUGUGAUCCAAACCCAUCAGAGCAAAGCAGCCACACAUUAUUGUCUUUUACUGGGGAUUACACCUCACUGAAUCUCAACAAUGGAAGCUUCCUGGGACCAGUUGGUAGAAUCCAGUUAUCGGUUUUGAAAGCAUCUCAGCUACCUAAGAAUUGUGAGUGUGCUAGCAACAACAGAAGCAAGAAGGUGACAAAGACCUGUUGCUUGGAGAUUCUGCUCAGAACCAUAAAUGUUCCGGACACUGAAUCUGUGGAGACAGACUCUCUCUGCAGAAUCUCAACAGCUUCCUGCUUCCAGGGACCAGUUGGCAGAAUCCAGUCAUCGGUUUUGAAAGCAUCUCAGCUGCCUAAGAAUGGUGAGUGUGCUAGCAACAACAGAAGCAAGAAGCGCAGAACCAGAAAUGCUCCGGACAUUGAAUCUGUGGAGACAGACUCUCUCUGCAGAAUCUCAACAGCUUCCUGCUUCCAGGGACCAGUUGGCAGAAUCCAGUCAUCGGUUUUGAAAGCAUCUCAGCUGCCUAAGAAUGGUGAGUGUGCUAGCAACAACAGAAGCAAGAAGGUGACAAAGACCUGUUGGUUGGAGAAAUCUGGGAAGAUAUCUAUGUAUUGUGGAAACUGGGAACUAAGAGAAACCUAUUACAAAGCAGCCACACAUUAUUGUCUUUUACUGGGGAUUACAGCGCAGAACCAGAAAUGCUCCGGACAUUGAAUCUGUGGAGACAGACUCUCUCUGAAGAAUCUCAACAGUGGAAGCUAGGGUUGGAUCAGUGGAGACAGACUCUCUCUGAAGAAUCUCAACAGUGGAAGCUAGGGUUGGAUCAGUGGAGACAGACUCUCUAAAGACUUGUUAGGUUGGUCCUAGUGUUUUGUAUAUGUUUUCAAAUAUCCGUAGCUUCAUAUAUGUAUAUAUAGAUAUAGUUUUGAGAUUAAACAACAAAUGAAAUCAACUGUUUCAAGC
Arabidopsis thaliana (thale cress) is the source of this 1444-nucleotide messenger RNA. RefSeq lists its product as uncharacterized. The record is from RefSeq and is marked reviewed. The coding region runs from base 77 to 1195 and encodes 372 amino acids. NCBI's taxonomy places the organism in Eukaryota, Viridiplantae, Streptophyta, Magnoliopsida, Brassicales, Brassicaceae. Gene Ontology annotation, cellular component: nucleus. The transcript is spliced from 5 exons.